ACCGAAGUAAACAAAGAGGCUCAAAGGAGAGUUGGCAUCAACCCGUCUGGGUAUUACUUGCUGAAUGUUCUUGCGUAGACAAACUCGUCCGGACCAGCGGCUGACUGCAGUGGGAAAGCGUCUCUGAAGCGAAUGAAGAAACUCCUAAUCUUUCACUUCACUUACAGAGGACUUCGUACGAAAGGAAAAAAGAGUAAACGGAGAAAAUGGAGUAUAAUUUGCGAAAGGCUGAACCAAAGGACGUGCCUGAUAUAUUACGACUGGUGAAGGAACUUGCCAAGUAUGAAGAAAUGGAGCACCAGGUGACGCUGACUGAACAAGAGCUCCUGGAGGAUGGAUUUGGUGACACGCCGUUCUACCACUGCAUCAUUGCUGAAAUCCCAGGAGGGGGCGCCAGCCAAGAUUCCAAAGUGGUGGGCUUCGCCAUGUACUACUUCACGUAUGACCCCUGGGUAGGCAAGCAGCUCUACAUGGAGGAGUUCUAUGUGAUGGACGACUUUCGAGGCCUCGGCAUCGGCUCGGAGAUCCUGCGACGGCUCAGCGACGUGAGUGAGCGUAUGAAUGCUACAAGAUGGUGGUCACAUCACUGCUUUUGUCGAAAUGAAGCUCCUCAACUUACUUCGACAUAGUUUACUGGCACCAAGAGUUGAAUCACGAAUAGGCAUGGUUCAUUGUAAUGACUUGGCUUUCUACCACAGUAAUUUUUGACCUGCUUAAAUGUUUAUGACCCCACCCUCCCUCC
Molecule: messenger RNA, 742 nt
Organism: Hippocampus comes (tiger tail seahorse)
Lineage: Eukaryota; Metazoa; Chordata; Actinopteri; Syngnathiformes; Syngnathidae
Product: diamine acetyltransferase 1-like
Exons: 6
Coding region: 207-629 (140 amino acids)
Molecular function (GO): diamine N-acetyltransferase activity; spermidine binding
Source: RefSeq, a predicted model, not a curated record